Nothobranchius furzeri (turquoise killifish) is the source of this 4957-nucleotide messenger RNA. RefSeq names its product leucine rich repeat containing 53 (gene lrrc53). Gene Ontology annotation, cellular component: plasma membrane. Gene Ontology annotation, molecular function: protein binding. The record is from RefSeq and is a predicted model, not a curated record. Lineage: Eukaryota; Metazoa; Chordata; Actinopteri; Cyprinodontiformes; Nothobranchiidae.
UUAGCUUGUCAUCUAGAGUCUUCUGGCGCUAAUUCGUAACUGGCUAAAGCCAUGACACUUAUGAGAAAGGGAUUGCAGUGACCACAUUUGACCACAGGAUGUCAUUCUUUCCUCAUUUAUACAUAAUGCACCUUUAAUGUCUAAAUACAUUUAGAUCUGCAGUAACAUACCAUAAAUGCAUGUGUUCAGGAUGUAAGUGUUUAUGUCAUUUCUUGACUCAACUGGUUUGUCUGAGCUGUCACAAUGGACCCUUGCAGAUCUUGAUGCAUCAAUUUAUUACGUAUUUACAUCCACAAAAUCAUAACCCAGUGUCUGUUAGAUGAAAAGUCUGCAAAGGGGUAAAUCUCGUCAGACAUUGGCUCCAUGAACACAAAUAUUCUAGAAUCCAGAGAUCUCUGCAGAGGACUGGAAUUGUUUUUGUGCAAAAACAAUGAGCUCAUAACUGUAUUGAAAUGUUUGCAAAUGUACAGACUCUCUCUCUCUCUGUGUGUGUGUGUGUGUGUGUGUGUGUGUGUGUGUGUGUGUGUGUGUGUGUGUGUGUGUGUGUGUGUGUGUGUAUUUGUAGUACACCCUGUCAAAAUGGAGUAGACCUCAUUGUCACAUCGUGGUGGAUGCAGUCUGACAGGCUGUCAGCAGCACUACCUCGUCUUCUUCUCCUCUCUCCUUUUAGACCCGGUAAUGUUGUGAUCGGAUCAGAUCUCCUCUCUUCUACAAACAAAACAAUAAUCAACAUUCAGUCAGAAAAGUUCAGUUCAAAACUUUUUAUAUGACAGCAUAAUAACUGACAGCUGGCCUGGCUUUAGAUGUCGGAGUAAAAUAUUUCAUUCACACAGUAGUUAAAAUGGGUCAUGUGAUGCAUUCAGGAACAGUAAAAGAAGUUUGGAAAUAACUGGAUCAUUCAAGAAAAGCACUCGUUUCUCCCGAAGAAUCAAAAUGAAUGAAAACAAACUGUGAGCUGUUUCGUGUUUUCAGGGUAAUUGGAGAAAAUCCCUAAUUAAUUAAAAUUUCCACACCCAAAAAGUUUGUAUUAGCUAAAUAUAAACGUGUUAAAUUAGUUUUGAAGACAACGUGUUUAUUCAUGCCUGCAGGGUUUUGUACUGGAUGACUCACAUCCAGCAGGCUCAGCUCUGGGUGUAAAGUUCAAGCCUCACAGACAUGACACCUGUGUUUCUCAGGUGACGGCUCUACUGAGCAUGCUCAGGAAGCAGCCAGGUAACCUAAGCUUGACACACUGAUACACAGUGGAGUGCUGUAGCAACCAUGAAGCUCAGCUAACAGCGCUGACCAUCCCAGACAGCAUGAGAGGAUCAACAGAGGAGAAACUUGGGGUUUUAUUUAAAAGACUAAACCAACCUCAGAAGUGAUGCUAAAGAAGCUGUUUCAGGUUACAGCUCCAUGGAGGACAUGCCUCUUCUUCAACACCAUCGUCAUCAUCAUGUUACUUCCAUGGUAACACAACAUGACCUGUAUUUGGCUGAUGCUCCUGCUGCCAGUUGUUACAGUCCAGCGUGUGUCUCCUGUCCCUUCCUGUCCUGCUUCCUGUGUGCUUUGUUCUGAGGACGCAAUCAUCUGUCAGAGGCUGGCUCACUUUAUUGAUGCUGCACGGUCGACCCAGGCUCUGCUGCUGCUGGAGGGCUCCAUCUCUGCGGUCCAACCUGCUUCGUUCUCAAACCUCACAAACAUCACAGUUUUAGGUCUGAGUGAUAACCAGAUCUCAGAGCUCAGUGGAGAGGCCUUCAGACACCUACCCUUCCUUCAGACGUUACUUCUGGACCACAACUUCCUGACCAGCCAGACGUUACAGGGUGGAGCUCUGACCAAUCUCACCCACCUGGAGGUUCUCACCCUGGGCCACAACCUCAUCACCAUGGUGCGGGCUAGUUGGUUUAGAGGCAUGAAGGCUUUACUGAGUCUAAAGCUCGAGGGAAACCUGCUCACCACACUGGACUCUGGAUCCUUUCCUCUGAAUGACUUCAGGUAUCUGGAGAGUCUGGAUUUGUCAGAUAAUUUGCUUCAACAACUUGACAGAUUCAGUUUCAGAGGCCUGAUGAGCUUGAAGACUCUGGAUCUCUCCAGGAACCGUCUGCAUUCUGCACCCGCUGAGGCAUUUUCCUACCUCGCCUGGUUGACAAACCUCAACUUGGACCUGAACUUGUGGAACUGCUCCUGUGAGCUGGUGGAUCUGGCAUCUGUCCUCUCCAGCUUCAUUCAACAACCAGACAAGAGCCUCUAUAAUGGCCGCCGGAUGGUGUGUGUGAGCACCGACAACCCGGCCGUGACCACGGUUCUGGAGCUGACCGAGGCCAACUGUGUCCCCUCCAAUCAGAAUAUCACGUUGAAGAUCGAGACAAAAGGUGGUGUGACACCUCAAGAGUACGCUCGAAAUCUGGCCAUUACCGCGGUGAUCUGCUUCAUUGGCGGUGUUGGUUUGACCCUUCUAGUAGUCCUGAUUUACCACCAAGUGUCUCAGAGGAAAGCUGUCAAAGAAAUAUGUAGACUUGAAGAGGAAGAAGAUCAAAGCAGCCCUGCGGCUAACCACUCCUAUCAUCUGGACGCUGCGGAGAGGACCAGGGACGCUCUGUUUUACGCCGACAGCAGCGAGCUGUGGAACAAAGACUCCUCGACGUUGGACGGAAGAACGGAUCGUCGUGUUGGACGUUCACAGAGCAGGACCAAUGGACAGAUUCCAGUGAGGAAGGACAACUGGAUGAACGGGGGAAUUAGAGCUGAGGAGGACAAGGAGAGGAGGAGAGUUAAGAAGAUGAUGAUGGACGAAGAGAGGAGUCGGACAGCUGUCCAUCAACAGAACUCAAUCAGGGAUGUUCUGAAUACACACAACACCAGCUCUUCUUCUCAUCCACUCAGAGAGACGACAGAAACCUGGCCAUCCCAUAGAGCUGACAGGAACAUGGACAACCACAGGACUGACAUGGAUGAAAACAUCAGAGGUAAUGAGAACUUCUUCUGCAAAAGCUGCCUCAGGAUGUCCAAAGUACCAGAGCAGGAUGAGGUUCAGGCUCUGAACGGCAGAGGAAGGAACAGACAGUUUGAAACGGUAACAAACACAGAGUUCAAAAGAGACUCGAGAAAUGUGAAGUUUGAUCUUCAGAGUCUGAAGACCAGACAGGAGGAGGGAAGCCUGCAGGACGAGGCUGCAGCUCUCGGGCACAAAGCCCAACCCAGCCGCUCGCUCAAGGUCAAACUCAACCUCAACCCUCUCAGAAAAACCAAGGUUCAUCCCGGGAGGAGAAGCAAGCUCUCAGAAAACGAGAGCCCCAAGAGAAGAAAACAGAAAAAACGCCACGGAAAAGACAGAGAAGAGGUGGACGGAGAGGAGAAACGUGAGAGGAAAUUAAAGCGUAGCAGAGAGAAAGGGAGGCAAUCCUCCAACAAUGGAAGGGAGGAGGAGGAGAUGAAACAACAGGAAGGAGGGAAAAGAAAGGAUGCCAAGAUGAAAAAAGCAGCUUCACAGGAUGAGAGAGAAGGCCAGCAAGGUUCUGAAGGAAAACCGAAGGAGAACCAGAACCCAGAGGGCUUCACACCUGUGACACAAGGUCUGCAGGUACCAGUUCAGUACCAGACGGCUGGACUGGGACGGGGCGGCGCUCAGACCUUCCCCUUCUUUCCUGCAGACAGGAACUUCUCCUUGCUGGGAUCAGCUGGCUCACAGCUAACCGGCAACAGUCUUUCUCUUCAGGGAGGGAGUGCUCUUCCCUUCACAUCAGGACCACCUAACAUACUACUACCUGGUGCUAAUCCUCCUGGUGCAGGCCUCAGUGGGUCCAACGCGACCCCAAGAGCUUCCACUGAGGGCUUCGGCAGACCAGCCACGUCUUCAGUGCCUCUCCUCACGUCACAAGAACUCAGCCUGAGUUUAGCGAACCCAGCUGCUAGUCCAGCCCUCUUGUCUCAGAACCAGCUUCCUUCUGAAAGCUCUGCUCCUGGGAUUUUCCUGAAGCCCGAUCCAGCAGGUCAAAGUUCACAGACGGGAGAAGGACUACUUCAGCCUCGAACAGCUCCAGUCACAGACAGCAUCCCUGACCGAGGUCAGGAUGUGUCUGGAGCUCCUUCACAGGUUUCUGAACAGGAGACAACAGUGGACAACAUGUCAAACGGUCAAACAGAGACCAGAGCUGUCCCUGCUGGCUCCACCGCCAACCUGCCACCUGGUGCUGCACCUUUACCUGAAGGUGCAGCAGCAGGUGUGGACGUCUCAGCCUUAGAGAGCGACUCUCCUCCAGAAGCUGCAGCCGGGGCUCUCCUGCAUCAGGAGCUCCUGUCGGAGGAGGGAGGUUCGUCUCCGAGGAGGAGGCUGAAGCUGAUUAUCCCCGAAAAGACAUCCAGCCGCCCCCCCACUGCACUGGAGAGGAAAAUACGCUAGCUGCUCCCAUCCAGACGUGGAUAAAAGUUUUAUUAAACAGUCGAAGACUAAACGCCUUAUUUUUAACAGUAUUUGACAAAAUGGUCUUAACUUGUACUUUUGUAGCUUUGCUUGAUUAUUUUUUAUUUACUCAUGAACUCAUUUAAGCUGAAAAAAAAGCUCAAAUAUUCUGGGUGUGAGUUUCUUAGACCGAUAAACUUUUCUAGUCUAAGCUUCAUCUGAACAGCUUCAUCAACCUUUUAAAAUUUUGUCUGACUAGAACGUAGGGCUGGAUGAUAUAGAUAAAAAAAUCAUGUUGAUUGAUAUAAAUAAUUAUAAAGAAAUGUAGAAAAUGUAUUUCAAGUGCGGCCCUGGUCAUUUUGUGUCAUUACUUAGUGAUAAAACAAGGUGGCUGGGGUACCAGACUGCUGGUGAACAACUGCAACCUGUAAACGGGACUAUUUCCUCCACCUCUUGCUGUCUGCUUUGGGGCUUGGUGACGGAGCGUGCCUGGGUCUGUGUUUUUGAUCGGUUGGGAGUAAGUAUUGACUCAAGUAUUAAGAUACCUACAACAGAAAAAAGAAAUAAAACCUUUUU